This is a messenger RNA of Leishmania braziliensis MHOM/BR/75/M2904, 429 nucleotides long. NCBI's taxonomy places the organism in Eukaryota, Euglenozoa, Kinetoplastea, Trypanosomatida, Trypanosomatidae. The record is from the annotation of a RefSeq genome assembly.
AUGAUUGUGAAGUCGCCAACUUGGUUGGAACGUCAGCGAGGACUGCGCUACUUUCUGGAGGUGCGCCGCAUGCUGUAUGAGCAGUGGAACUAGGAGAUGGCGUCUGCGGUCCUCGACGACCUCCAGUACCCGGCAGUGGGGCCCAUGGGAGGCGUCUUCGAGAGGGUGCGGGGGAUGGGGUUGCUCACCUCUGUAGAGCGCCAGGGGCUGGAGCUACUGUCGGAGCUGUUGGAUCCCUUUGCCUCCCAUAGUCCCUUCUCCCUCUACCAGACCCCCGCUCGCACCGUCGACGGCAUGGAGGUGCCAAUGACUCCGCUUCUCUUGCCCAUCUUUAGGCGCUCUCAUCCGAUCCGAGGGUACCAAAAGUGUCACUCCGUGACCACAUACGCCAAUGACGGGGCAGGCCGUAGUGAACUCGAGCAAGCUUGA